AUGAGACUGUUUGUUGCUCUGCUUUUAGAGAUUAUUCACGGUUUUAGUGUUUUGAAAUCAGACUAAUGCUUAGAUUGUUCCCUGCUUAUAAGAAAAGAGGAUUGCGAAUAUGCAAGUUGCUAUUGGAGUGCUGUAAGUGAAAAUUCUGAAGGAACAUGUAGUGAUGAAGAUUUAAGUGAGAAUCCUGGAAAUUCUGAAGGAAAUGUCACAUUUUGUUAAAGUAUAUUGAACCCAGAACAAAAUUGUAAUAAAGCUAAGGGAUGUGCUUACUAUAAUUCAGCUUGCACAAUUUUCACAGGUUGUUCUGCUUAUUUAUUUCAUUCAACCCUUGAAUGUCAAAGAAUAUCGUCUGAAUGUAUUUCUGAAGGGGAUGGAUGCAUAAAUGUAAAAUAAUGCGUAGAGUAUUUAACUUAAGAUAUUUGUGAAAAUUCAGGAAGUUCGAGUGGUUCUGGUAGAUGCAAGUGGAAUUCUGAAUUAUAGAAAUGCCGAGAUUAUAAGUGUAGUGAAGCUGACCUAGUUUUGACUACGGACUAGUAAUGUUCCUAAUUUGGAGUUGGUUGCAUCACAAAAGGCUUAGGAUGUAUAGAAAGUCCUUUGAGGGAAUGUAAAACAUAUGAAAGCUCAGGUCAAGAUUGCAGAAAAUUAAUUGGAUCAGAUGGUUAGUGUGAAUAACUAGAGGGGAGUUAAUACUGUUAAUUAAAAAAAUGUGAAACAGCUCCGACGACGUAUAAUAAAAAUGAAGAAUGCGAUAAAUAUUUGAAAGGAUGCGUUAGCACAGGAUAAGGUUGUGUGGUAACCUUAUUGCCAUGUAAUACUUAUAAAAAUAAUUGUACAAAUUAUAUAGGUUCUGAUGGAAUAUGUGAAUAUGAAGAGAAUUAAGAAAACUGCAGGAGUCGUAUUUGUGAAAAUGGAUAAUUUAGUUCAGAUGAGGAUUGCAAUCGAUACAGGUCUGGUUGUAUUACUAAUGGAAAAUCCUGUGCUAACAGCUUGUAAAGUUGCACUAGUUACAAGGGAAAUAAAAAUAGUUGUUUGGGAUACAAAGGAUAGGAGGGAAUGUGCAAAGGAAUAGAUGAUAAUGAGUAGUAAUGUUAAGUCUAGGAUUGUAUUAAGGAUAGUAGUACUACAUAUGUUACUGAUGAAUAAUGUUAGAGCAUAUAGAAGGUGUGUAAGACAAAUGGGAUGGGAUGUGUGUACACUUUGAAAUUAUGUAAAGAAUAUGAAGCUAGUUCUGAGAAAUGUUUCGGAUUGAUUGGUUCUGAUGGAAGAUGUUAAGGAGGUGUGGAUGGAAAAUGCAAAAGCAGAAUUUGUUCAGAUGCUCCUAGCACUUACAACACAGAUUACGAAUGUAAGAAGUAUUAAUCUGGUUGUGUAACUAAUGGUAGUGGAUGUAUAGAUUAGACGAGUUGCUAAUUGACUCUUAAAGAGAACAGCUGUUCAGGCACUUCAGGAUGUCAAUGGAAUUCAUCUUGCAUAGAUUCAACAAAAUGUUCUAAUUUCUAAACUCAAUUGAUUUGCGAGAACAACUCAGCAUUCAAUUAUUAAUACAAAGAUGGGAUUACAUCUUAUAAUUACACCAAAUGCUCAUGGAAGUCCAAUUAGUGCAUAGACUUGAAAUGUUCUGAUUUGACUUCUGAUAAAUAUGAUUCUGACUUUGCUUGUUAACAAGUGAUGGAAAAUUGUGUCUACAGUGGUUAUGGAUGUAUUGACAAAUCUAGUGAUUGCUCUCUCUUUAAAGGGUCUUAGAUUAGAUGUGCAUUGUAUGCAAACAAGUGUUGGAAUGAUUCCAAUGCAACAGAGACUACUCCUUGCAGAAUUAGGUUAUGUUCUGAUAAUACAAUAUUCACAACCGAUGAAGAAUGCGCCUUCUUUUAAAAGGGAUGCAGAACCAAUGGUUAGGGGUGUAUUGAAGACACCAAAUAGUGUUCAGACUAUUAAGGAACUCAAGUUUCUUGUAACAAAUUCACUGGAUACAUUUCUAAUAGCACUGAGAGAUAAUAAUGUUACAAUGUGAGUGCGGCUACAUCUACGACCACUUGCAUUGAAAAAACCUGUAAUUUGGCAGUUGGAUUGACGAAUAAUACAGAUUGUGGUAAAUUCUUAAAAGGGUGUGUCUGGAAUGGUUUGAGUUCUUGCGUCAAAGAUACUUCAGAUUGUACUGCCUUUUAUGGUACUCAAUAAUAGUGCAAUACAUUUAUUGGAAAUAACUAACCAUGUUAUGGAUUAAGUACUAACAGUAGUAAUUCUCAAUGCAAAGUUAAGUUAUGUGUUGAUAACACUCAACCUGGACUCACUGAUCAAUAAUGUCUCAAUUUCUUAGAAGGUUGCAUCUCUAAUGGAAUUGGAUGCACAUCUAAAGAUACUACUUGUGAUAAAUUCAUUGGAACAGCUUAAACUUGUUCCAGUUUCUUAGGAAAUGGUUUAAAAUGUAACAGAAAGGAUAAUUGUUCCACUAGAUAAUGCUCCGAUUAUACUUAACCUAAGGAACAUCAAGAUUGUUAUAACUAUCAUUCCAAAUGUCGAUUCGUAAACGCUAACUCUCCUUGCAUUGACAAAACUCUCUGUUCUAAUUAUGUGGCUUAAGGAACGAAUAAUACUGAGAAAGCAGCCUAUUGUAAGGCCGUUAAAGAUGAUUCCAAUUUUAUUUGCAAUCAUUAAUCAGAUGAUAGCAAUUGCAGCAAUUACACCUGUGAUUAAAUGCCAACCUAAACUGAAUGUGAAUCUUAUACGAAAACUAAAGGGUGUUAUUUUAUCAAUAAUUCCUGUGUUUCUACUAAUGAUUGCUCAAAAAUACCUUUAGAUAAUACAUCCUCGGAUAAGCCUACUUCAAAUCCGUCUAAAUUAACAUGGUGUAAUUAAUACAAAGACAUAAAUAAUAAACAAUGUUCAUAUCAUCCUACCUUAAGUAAUUCCAAUUGUUCAAAUUAUAUCUUAUGUGAGCAGGUGGUUUCAGCCAAAAACUCUAUGGAUUGCAAUAGAUUACUGUAUAAGGAUCCAAAUACUACAAAUAAAGGUUGCUUAUUUUAUAAUGAUUAAUGUUAUUCAGUUUAAACUUAAUGCACAGAUUAUUUAGCCAUUGGUAAUGAUGAUACAGAGAAGUAAGCAUUUUGUUAAGCCAUGAAAUUCAAUACAUCCAUAGGAACUGCCAAUACAAAGGUGUUAUAAUGCGUAUUCGAGGUUGGUAAUUCUAAUUGUUCGACUGCAACUUGUGAGAGUGUUACUGAUGUCAGUAGCCAAACGGAUUGUGAGAGGAAGGCUUUGAAUUGUGCCUAUUUCUAAAGUAAAUGCUAUACUAAGCAAAAUGAGUGUUCAUCAUACAGCACAAAAUCAGUAGCUUCAAACAAACCAUAAUUUUGUUCUAUUAUGAAGAAUUCCUCAGGAGAAAAUUGUGGAUACAUUGAUGGUAUGGAUAAUUGCAUAAACUCUUCAUCCGAUUGCAAAGUGUAUAGAUGGGAUAGUUACAACAGCAAUCCUGCUCCAUCUCCAAGUCCAUCCACGAAUGCAGACAAAAGACUGUAUUGCUAAUAAAGAAGAUCCAAUUAAGGUAGGUUGUGUGGAUACGUAUAUGAGUAAUCUCAUUGCAGUUUAGAAAUCAACUAUUGCGAAUUAAUCGAAUCUCCUACAUCUUAAAUAAGUUGUGAUCUGUAGGCAAAAGGAUGUACAUUCAUUCAUUCAACUUCAAUCUGUGUCACAACUUCUAGAUUAGCAAGUUGCAAGGAUAUCAAAUUUAAUGCUGCAACCUUACCUUCUGAGAGUACUAAAUUGAAUUACUGUAAAUCAGUGAUGAGUUACUCUGGAGAAUGCACUUGGAUAUCUGGUACUGGGUAAUGUGAUGACCUAUCAACUGAUUGUACAUCAUUUAGUUUGAGUUCAGUUCCAAAUGAGAAUGAUAAAUCAACAUAUUGUUUGAAAAGAGUUAGCCAGGCAGGAGGUUGCGCUUGGAGAAAAGGAGAUGCAAUAAGUACUUGCAGAUCCUUUUCUUGUUUUGAUAUCACCAAUGCUGUCAACUAAGCUACUUGUGACAAAGUCUUGAGUGGUUGCACUUAUUAUUAAAAAUAAUGUAUCAAAACUCAAUCAAAAUGUGAUUAGUAUUAUGCUUUUGGGGCAGAUGACUAUCAGAAAUUCUAUUAUUGUUCAGGGUUGUCAUAAACUACCGGCAAUUCUUAGUGUACUUACAUCAAAGGAAGUUAAUUGUGUACUGUUAAAAUAGAUAGUUGUGCCUCCUAUGCUGUGAGUGCUUUAAGUGAUGCCAACAAAUUAACUUGGUGUUAUAUAUUAAGUGAUCUCUCCUCCAAGAAUUGUGCCUAUUCUACUGGAGAUAGUGCUUGCAAAUCGAUUACUUGCGAGUUGAUUUUAAGUGCAUCAUCACAGAAUGAUUGCGACUUGUAUUUAUCCGGAUGUUAAUAUUACAAAGGGUUUUGCUAUACUAAACCAUCUAGUUGUAGUUCAUACACUAUUCCAUCUAGAAUAACAGACAAUGUUGUAUUCUGUUCUAAUUUUAAAAAUACAUCCAGUUAAUUCUGUGGGUAUGUGAGUGGGAGUACAUGUGCAAACCCAUAUAGUUGUGAUCAGAUUAGUGCCGUUGGAGACACAACUGCCUUAAAGUAGGCUUAUUGUUAGGCAAGAAAGUCUUCAGGUGGAUAUGUAUGUACAUACUCAAGUGGUGCAUAUUGUAUAUAAGUGAACACAUCUUUGAGUUGUACAUACAUCACAGGGACCAUAACAAGUUAAGAUUAAUGCUAAUCUUUUUCAUCAAAUUGUUCUUAUUAGGAUUCAACGAAGACCUGUAAUUUGACAUCUGAUCUGAAUGCUUGCAACAAGUAUGGACUUGGCUCUUCAACAGACGAGGAUACCAAAAUAAAAUAUUGUCGAUCUAUCUUAUCAGGAACUUGCACUUAUUAAGCUGGAGAUUCGAAAUGCUCAAAUUAAGUAACAUCAUGCAACUAGAUCUCUAUUUCAGAGAUUAAUGAUAAAUUGUAUUAUUGUCUAGCUAGAAGUAGUUCAAAUGGCAAUUGCUCAUUCGAUGACUAAAAUGAGAAUUAAUGCAGUCAAAUAAAAUGUAGUGAUAUAGAUUAUCCGAAUUCAUAGAUGGAUUGCAAUAAGCGUAUGUCUGGAUGUAUUUAUUAUCGAGGCACUUGUUAUUCUAUGCAAAACAAUUGCACCUUAUAUGAAACCUAUGGAGCUGAUGAUCUAGCUAAGAAAGAGUACUGUGAAGGUCUCAAGACUUCAGACAACCUUCUGUGUACUUUCAUUUCAAGUUUAGAAGUAUGUUCUAAUGUUGAAAGCAGUUGCUCAUCUUAUGAUGUCUCUGCCGUAGUAGAUAAAGUCACUUGGUGUGAAUUGCUAAUUCAAAAUGAUGGGUAAGCAUGCAGUAAUCUCAAUGAUUCAAGCAAAUGCAGUCUUAAGAUCUAUAAUUGUGAAUCAAUUACAGCAACCUCUUAAAAGGAUUGUGACUAAGUUCUAUUAGAUGGAUGCAUUUAUUAUAAUUCAAAAUGUUAGAAAAAGUAGAAUAAUUGCACAGAUUAUGUGAUUCCUGCAAGUGUAACUAAUAAAUAACUGUAUUGCAAGAACAUGCUUGAUGGUUCAUAAAGGUAUUGUACAAGUGGAACUACUAAUUGUGCAUCACCAACAACUGAUUGCUCUGAUAUAACAGCAAAUGGAGUUGAUGAUUCAGAAAAGAGAGUCUAUUGCAGACAAUACAAAUCCUCAGCUGGCAAGAUGUGUGGAUAUUCAUCUGGAUUGAAAUGUGAGAUUGAACGCAAUUAUUGCAGUGUCUUGACAAGUCCUACGAGUUAACAGGAUUGUGAUUUGGGAUUAGACAAUUGUGUUUAUAUUUAAAAGAGUGGGAAAUGCGUUGAAAAGUAUUUGAUUAAGGAUUGUACUGCCAUGUUAUUCGAUUCUGGUCUAUCCAAUAAAGUAAGCUAUUGUUAAUCAUACAACCCAAAUGGGAAUGCAUGCACUUGGAAUACAGCAGCGGAUCAUUGUGAAUUGGAUACAAAACAAUGCUCUGAUUUUGAUGCAACUGGCUAAUCAGACAAGAGAGUAUUCUGUUAAUCUAAGGAUAGAUACAAUUGUUCAUGGAGGAAUGGUGACACUUCUUCAUCCUGUAGAAAAUUCAAAUGUUAAGAUGUUGAUUUGGCACAAAGUUAAUCUGAUUGUGAUUCUAGAAUUUUUGGAUGCAGUUUCUACAUCAAUUCUUGUUUCACAUUAGAAAACAAUUGUGUUAAUUAUUAUGCUUUGGGCACUGAUAAUACGUUGAAGCAAUCCUUCUGCAAUGGUAUUCCAACCAAAUCCAAUUAGAAAUGCACCUACUUAUCAGAUGAUUACAAGUGUAGAGUAAGAGAUCAAUGUUCAACUUACAAUGUGUAAAGUCUAAGUGAUAAGGCUAGUGCAUGUUAAGGAAUGUAUAAUUCCACUGGAAUCCAAUGUAUCUAUGUGAAAGGUACGACUUGCAAUUAGGUUGAUAAAUGUGAAACUUAUACUGAGUUAUCCGAUAUGAGUGAUUGCACCAAACUGCUAGAUAGCAACAACAGAUUCUGUCUUGAGGGCAAUACAACAUGUCUUACUUUCACUUGUGAGGAUAUCAGUGAUCCCAAAUCUCAAGUUGAUUGCGAUACCAAAUUAAAAGGUCUUUGUUAUUUCAAUACCACUAACUCCAAAUGUAUAACUCUCUCAGAUUGUUCCACUUAUAAGAACAGUGAUUGGCCAUCAGAUGCAGACCCCAUCAAACAUUGUGACACUCUUAUUGAUAAGAAUGGACAUCAUUGUACUGCUGAUAGUGCAACCAGCACAAAAUGCAGGGAGAGAUUGUGUAGUGAUAAAUUAUUCUAUUUGAAUUCGGAAUGUAAAGAGUGGAAAUCAUCUUGUAAAUCAGAUGGAUAAAAAUGCAUUGAGUCCACCCAAGAAUGCUCAUAAUAUUCUGGAGACAAAGAUUCAUGUAUCAAAUAUCUAGAUUCUGAUAAUCUCAAUUAUUGUAAAGUUAUUGCUGGCUCUGAUUAAGAUAUUGGACCAUGUUCAACAAUGUCUUGCUAUUAGAACACUACAGCAACAUCCGAUUCAGAAUGUCAAUCAUUUUAAAAUGGAUGUGUGACCAAAGGAGUUGGAUGUAUAGCAAAGACUGCUAAAUGUGAUGAAUAUAGAGGAACCAGAGAUCAAUGUUCCAAGUUUCAAGGCUAUGUAUCUAAAACAUCAACAGAGUUCUGUUCAGGAGAUUCAACAAAUACUAAUUUGUCAAAAUGUAGAUCUAGAAUAUGUUCUGACAACAUGACUGAUGUUAGUGAUAUUCAAUGCUCGGAUUUUAAAGCUGGCUGUGUAACAAAUGGUAAAGGCUGUAUUGAUAUUACUGCUAGUUGUAGUAGUUAUAAAGGCACCUAAGAGGAAUGCAGUAAGUUCAUGGGCAAUAAUAGGACUGUUUAUUGUUGGAAUGAUUUAGAAGCUGCUAGUAGUAAAAGCUGCAUUGAAAAACAAUGUAAUCAUAUUAAGGGUAUUACAAAUGAAUAGUGUGAACUAGCAUUUCCAAAAGUGUUGAUUCAAGAUAUUUAGACUCUCCUUUGCGUUAGUAAUGGUCAAAAUUGCAUCAAAAAUCCUGCUUAAUGUAGUGAUUUUAUAGGCAACAACAUAACUUGUUAGACAUUCACAGCGAUAAUCGAUGGACCAUGUAAAGGUCAUUCAGAUAAUUCCAUUGGAUAAUGCUAAUCCAGAUAAUGUUAUGAAGCACCAAAAUCGUAUAAUACUGAUGCAUAGUGUUAUGAUUAUCAUCCUACUUGUUUAACUACAGGAUAAGGAUGCAUGAAAUUUUAAUCAUAUGAUAAGUUUGGAAAACCAACUCUAAAUUGCAAUAACAUUGUUAACAAUGAUGCAUGUACCUAAAAACUUGGUUGUGCUCUUGCCAGCUAAUGUUUAGUUUUGGUUUCAUCAUGUUCAGCAUUAACAUCAUAAGCAAUUUGUCAAACAACAACCCUUUCAAAUGGAACCCAAUGCGUUUAUGAUUUAGCAAUAAACAAAUGCAGGGAAAUCCAGUGCUCUGAUUACGUUGGCAUUAGUGAUAAUAAUAUCUGCCAGAAUUAUGGAAGCAAUUGUACUACCAAUGGAAAUGGUUGUGAAAUAAUGAAAUCAUGCGUUCUAUAUAAUGAGAAACUAACAUGUUAAUCAGCGUAUUCCACAGAUCCAAUUAAUAGAUGCACAUGGACUGAUUAGGGGUGUAGAUAGAGAGAAUGCAAGGAUUUCAAAGGAACCACUAACUCAUCUUGUAAAUCAUUCUUACAAGGAUGCAUCACAAAUGGCUAGAAUUGCAUAGGACCUAAUUAUUCAUGUUCAGAUCUCACCUAGAAAACCUGUUUAACAGAUUAUUCAGGCAACCCUUGCAUAUUCUAUAAUAAAUAAUGUCUCUCCUACUCAAAAUGUGAAGACUUGAAAUUCACAACUCAUGAUCAAUGCUAAUCAUUCUCAGGGCUCUGCACUUCCAAUAAGUAAAAUUGCAUUCCCUUAAAUAAAUGUGAAAAUUAUAGUAGCUAAGUAUCAUGCAUCGUAGGAGUUGAUGGGAAGUGUGGUUGGAUUAACGAUAAAUGUAAGAUCUUUUAAGGAUGUUCUAAUGUUUCAGGAACAUCAAAUCCUGUCUGCUAGCAAUAUUCUAACACUUGUAUCAGUGAUGGAGUGAAAUGUGUGGAAUAAAACCUCUGUUCCUUCUAUAGUUAGUAAUUUCUAUGCGAGAAUAACAAAGGUUUAGAUGGAGAUUGCAUAUGGGCUGAUAAUGCUUGUCGCUUGAAACAGUGUGAAGAUUUGAAAACCAACAUUGACACAUUCAAAAAAUGCUACGAUCAAUUAAGCCAUGUUAAAUGUUCUAGUAAUGGUACCAAAUGUAUAUCUCUAACUUCGUGCGAGUACUACGAGGAGAAGUCUUGCAUAUUGGGUUCAGACGGACCUUGCAUUUACAAAUUACCUAUUGAUCAGAGUUCUGGCUAAAUCAGCUGUAGACUAAAGGAGUGCUAAGAUGUUACAGGCAAAACCUUUGAAACCUGUAAAUCGGCCUUCGAUUCUGCAUAUAAGAAAUGCACUUCUAAUGGAUCAAUGUGUAUUGAUGUUAACUACUGUUCAUCUUACACUACAAAAGUUGCAUGUGCUUCAGGAGGCAUAGAUGGACAAUGUGCAUUUGUGCCUAGUGCUUCAAAGGCUAAUGAUGGUGUCUGCAAACUAUUUACAUAAUGUUCAGACGCAGAUAAUGACAAAGAUGUCUGUCUCUCAAACUCCAAAUAUUGUUAGUGGAUUUCAACAAGUGUAAAGAAGCAAUGUAUUCCUCAUACAUGUCUCACUUACAAUAAAAAAAAUGAAUGUAAUCCUGUUCCCAGUUUUGAUUAAACAUCAUAUCUUCUUUGUGCUAAAGUCAAAGGCAUAUGUUAAGAAGUCUAACCUACUACAUUGCCUAUGGAAACCUGUUACAUAUAGAGUGCCCAAACCUUCCUUUGGAAUAUUACAACAUCCCAAUGUGUACAAUGCAAACAUUAAAUUAACAAUAAUGUUACUAAUAACUAAACGGGUUCCACCGAUUCCUCACAUAUGCUCUUUACUUUAGCAAUCGUAUUCAGUUUGUACUUCUGA
Molecule: messenger RNA, 9591 nt
Organism: Paramecium tetraurelia
Lineage: Eukaryota; Ciliophora; Oligohymenophorea; Peniculida; Parameciidae
Exons: 2
Source: RefSeq, a predicted model, not a curated record